AUGCUUCCCCCAGCUUUGAAUAUCCCAAAAUGGCUCGAAGCCAACUCCCACCUUCUCCAACCACCAGUCAAUAAUUAUUGCGUCUACCAUCCCUCCUCCCCCGCCACUGCCGGAUACACCGUCAUGAUCGUUGGCGGGCCAAACGCCCGCACCGACUACCACAUCAACACGACCCCGGAGUUCUUCUACCAGUACCGGGGCUCCAUGCUCCUGAAGACGGUCGACACAUCUGUCUCCCCGCCUGUUUUCCAGGAUAUCCCUAUCCACGAAGGGUCGAUUUUCCUCCUCCCUGCUAACACCCCGCAUUGUCCUGUGCGGUUUAAGGAUACGGUGGGCGUGGUUAUGGAGCAACCGCGGGCGGAAGGCGCGGUUGAUCAGAUGCGGUGGUACUGUAGGGGCUGUGGGGAGAUCGUGUGGGAGAAGCAGUUUGUGUGUACGGACUUGGGGACGCAGGUGAAGGAGGUCGUGGAAGAGUUUGGCGCGGACCAGGAGAAGCGGACGUGCAAGGCGUGUGGUACCAUUGCGGAGACAAGAUUUAAAGAGGGCGAGAUAGUACAGCCUCCCAGGUUUGUGGAGUGA
This is a messenger RNA of Aspergillus clavatus NRRL 1, 579 nucleotides long. Its product is annotated as 3-hydroxyanthranilate 3,4-dioxygenase. Gene Ontology annotation, cellular component: cytoplasm. Gene Ontology annotation, molecular function: iron ion binding; 3-hydroxyanthranilate 3,4-dioxygenase activity. Gene Ontology annotation, biological process: quinolinate metabolic process; 'de novo' NAD+ biosynthetic process from L-tryptophan. The coding region runs from base 1 to 579 and encodes 192 amino acids. The record is from RefSeq and is a predicted model, not a curated record. The transcript is spliced from 2 exons. NCBI's taxonomy places the organism in Eukaryota, Fungi, Ascomycota, Eurotiomycetes, Eurotiales, Aspergillaceae.